AUGUCCAGUGAACGUCGCGAGAGAAGGCCCUCUGUCGGAGCCCCGAUGCCCCUCCAAGGCCCUGUCGGUCCUGGCUUCAGCCGUCCGAAGCACAAGCGCACCUACACCGGUUUUGGACCUGCAGAAAUCAAGAGCGUUGAGGCCAGUAUCCCAGAGCCAUUGAGAGAAGCAUGGAAAAAACAUUCUGCUACAGGUUUCACGAAUAAGGAUGAGUUUGAGAAACAACUGGUCCGUCAUGUGGAAACCACACUGGCACGGUCGCUGUACAAUUGCGAUGAAUUGGCCGCGUAUUCAGGCACCGCGCUCGCUUUCAGAGAUCGCUUGAUCAUUGAGUGGAAUAAGACGCAGCAGCGUCAAUCUUUCGCCGACCAGAAGAGGGUCUAUUAUCUUUCUCUUGAAUUUCUCAUGGGCAGAGCAUUAGACAAUGCGAUGCUUAAUGUUGGGAUGAAGGAUGCUGCCCGAGAGGGUUUGAAGGACCUUGGUUUUCGAAUUGAGGACGUCAUCAACCAAGAGCAUGAUGCCGCUCUGGGAAAUGGAGGCUUGGGGCGUCUGGCCGCGUGCUUCCUUGAUAGUAUGGCGACACUGAACUAUCCAGCCUGGGGCUACGGAUUGCGGUACAGAUACGGUAUCUUCAAGCAGGAGAUUGUGGAUGGCUAUCAGGUCGAGAUUCCUGACUACUGGCUCGAUUUCAACCCCUGGGAAUUCCCUCGACACGAUAUCACUGUUGAUAUCCAAUUCUACGGUUGGGUGAGAACGUACCAGGAUGAGAACGGCAAGACCAUUCACUCCUGGCAGGACGGUGAAGCUGUUCAAGCUGUGGCCUAUGAUGUCCCGAUCCCAGGAUAUGGGACUCGCACGACGAACAACCUCCGCCUGUGGUCGAGCAAGGCAGCCAGUGGGGAGUUCGAUUUUCAGAAGUUCAAUGCCGGUGACUACGAGAGUGCAGUCGCGGACCAACAGCGUGCAGAGACUAUCUCAGCGGUGCUUUAUCCCAACGACAACCUCGAGAGAGGAAAAGAGCUGAGACUGAAGCAGCAGUACUUCUGGUGCGCUGCCUCGCUCUAUGACAUUGUCCGGAGGUUCAAGAAGACAAAGAGGGCAUGGAGCAAGUUCCCAGAGCAGGUUGCAAUCCAGCUCAAUGACACCCACCCUACGCUUGCUAUCGUUGAGUUGCAGCGCAUACUGAUAGAUCAGGAAGGUCUCGAAUGGGACGAAGCGUGGACAAUAGUAACAAAGACCUUUGGCUACACAAACCAUACUGUCCUGCCGGAAGCGUUGGAGAAAUGGUCUGUGCCUCUGAUGCAGAAUCUACUGCCCAGGCACCUCCAGAUUAUCUACGACAUCAACCUGUUCUUUUUGCAGUCUGUGGAAAAGAGGUUUCCCAGCGAUAGAGAAAUGCUGUCCCGCGUAUCCAUUAUCGAGGAAUCACACCCCAAGAUGGUCAGAAUGGCACACAUUGCCAUCAUCGGAUCGCACAAGGUCAACGGUGUUGCUGAACUGCACUCGGACUUGAUCAAGACGACAAUCUUCAAAGACUUUGUGAAAAUCUAUGGACCAGACAAAUUCACCAACGUCACCAACGGAAUCACUCCUCGGCGCUGGCUCCACCAGGCCAAUCCGCGCCUAUCCGACUUGAUUGCUUCGAAGCUUGGGGGCUACGACUUUUUGAAAGAUCUGACGCUUCUCGAUCAGCUCGAAGCUUAUGUCGAUGACAAGACCUUCCGAGCAGAAUGGUCAGAGAUCAAGACUGCCAACAAGCUGCGACUCGCUAAGCAUAUCAAAGACACCACGGGCUACAGCGUGAAUCCGAAUGCACUGUUCGACGUCCAAGUAAAGCGAAUCCAUGAGUACAAGCGCCAGCAGCUCAAUAUAUUCGGUGUCAUCCAUCGCUAUUUGACCAUCAAAGCCAUGUCGAAGGAGGAGAGGGAGAAACUCGUGCCCCGAGUGUCCAUCUUUGGCGGGAAGGCUGCACCAGGUUACUGGAUGGCUAAGACUAUUAUCCAUCUGAUUAACAAUGUUGCGGCAGUUGUCAACAACGAUGCCGAUGUCGGUGAUCUUCUGAAAGUCAUCUUCAUUGAAGAUUACAAUGUCAGCAAGGCAGAAAUCAUCUGUCCUGCAUCAGACAUUAGUGAACAUAUCUCCACUGCAGGCACAGAAGCCAGCGGGACCAGUAACAUGAAGUUUGUUCUCAAUGGGGGCUUGAUCAUCGGAACCUGUGAUGGAGCUAAUAUCGAGAUUACACGUGAGAUUGGGGAGCAGAAUAUCUUCUUGUUUGGGACACUGGCGGAGGAUGUUGAGGAGCUCCGUCAUCGCCACUUCUAUGGCGAUUUCCAGCUCGAUCCUCACCUGUCCAAGGUCUUCGAGGCGAUCCGCAGCGAUAUGUUUGGUGACGCCAGCAACUUCUCUGCGCUCAUGUCCGCAAUUGCCGAACACGGUGACUACUAUCUGGUCUCUGACGAUUUCAAUUCAUACAUCACAACGCAGGAGAUUGUGGAUGAAGCGUUCAAGAACCAAGAUGAAUGGAUAGCCAAGUCUAUCACUAGCGUGGCGCGGAUGGGAUUCUUCUCUACUGAUCGGGUGAUCAGUGAGUAUGCGGACAGUAUCUGGAACAUUGAGCCUUUGGAAGUCAGAGAUGAUUAA
This is a messenger RNA of Aspergillus fischeri NRRL 181, 2640 nucleotides long. It is a transcript of the gene glpV, whose product is annotated as glycogen phosphorylase. Gene Ontology annotation, cellular component: cytoplasm. The transcript is spliced from 8 exons. Lineage: Eukaryota; Fungi; Ascomycota; Eurotiomycetes; Eurotiales; Aspergillaceae. Gene Ontology annotation, molecular function: glycogen phosphorylase activity; pyridoxal phosphate binding. The coding region runs from base 1 to 2640 and encodes 879 amino acids. Gene Ontology annotation, biological process: glycogen catabolic process. The record is from RefSeq and is a predicted model, not a curated record.